This is a messenger RNA of Ananas comosus (pineapple), 2367 nucleotides long. Its product is annotated as pyrophosphate--fructose 6-phosphate 1-phosphotransferase subunit alpha. Gene Ontology annotation, cellular component: cytosol. The transcript is spliced from 19 exons. Gene Ontology annotation, molecular function: 6-phosphofructokinase activity; ATP binding; diphosphate-fructose-6-phosphate 1-phosphotransferase activity. The record is from RefSeq and is a predicted model, not a curated record. NCBI's taxonomy places the organism in Eukaryota, Viridiplantae, Streptophyta, Magnoliopsida, Poales, Bromeliaceae. The coding region runs from base 100 to 1965 and encodes 621 amino acids. Gene Ontology annotation, biological process: photosynthesis; fructose 6-phosphate metabolic process; glycolytic process.
GUGGAAAAGAAGCGACACAAGAGAGACGAAGAAAGAAGGAGAAGCGGAGAGAGCAAGAAAAAGGCAGUUAGAGAGAGAGAGAGAGAGAGAGAGAGAGAGAUGGAUUCCGAUUACGGCGUUCCUCGCGAGCUCUCCGAUCUCCAGAAGACGAGAGCUCUCUACCGACCCGAGCUCCCUCCGUGUCUUCAGGGCACUACGGUGAGGGUGGAGUUCGGUGAUGCCACAACUGCUGCAGAUCCUGCUGGAGCUCAUGUGAUCAGUCAAGCAUUUCCCCACACUUAUGGACAGCCCUUGGCUCAUUUCCUGCGGGCAACCACCAAGGUACCUGAUGCGCAGAUCAUAACGGAACAUCCGGCUAUCAGGGUUGGUGUUGUUUUUUGUGGGAGGCAGUCCCCUGGAGGGCACAAUGUCAUUUGGGGACUUUAUGAAGCUAUUAAAUUGCACAAUCCGGACAGCAAAUUGUUCGGUUUUGUCGGUGGUACUGAAGGUCUUUUUGCACAAAAGUCGUUGGAAAUCACAGAUGAUAUUCUUUCUACCUAUAAAAAUCAAGGUGGUUAUGAUUUGCUUGGCCGGACAGCGGAUCAAAUUAGAACAACCGAGCAAGUUAAUGCUGCGAUGGCUUCUUGCCAAGCAUUGAAGUUAGAUGGCCUAGUUAUCAUUGGAGGAGUUACAUCCAACACGGAUGCUGCCCAACUUGCAGAGACUUUUGCCGAAUCAAAAUGCUCGACAAAGGUUGUAGGUGUUCCUGUUACCUUGAAUGGAGAUCUUAAGAAUCAAUUUGUUGAAACAAACGUUGGCUUUGAUACGAUAUGUAAGGUGAACUCACAGCUAAUCAGCAAUGUGUGCACAGAUGCUCUUUCUGCAGAAAAGUAUUAUUAUUUUAUUCGUCUGAUGGGCCGCAAGGCAUCUCAUGUGGCUUUGGAAUGUGCACUCCAGUCGCAUCCUAAUAUGGUCAUCCUUGGUGAGGAGGUGGCUGCAUCAAAGCUUACUAUUUUUGACCUCACAAAACAGAUAUGUGAUGCAGUUCAGGCAAGGGCAGGUAAUGAUAAAUAUCAUGGCGUCAUCCUCAUACCCGAGGGACUUGUGGAAAGCAUACCAGAACUGUACGCCCUGCUCCAGGAAAUCCAUGGCCUUCAUGUCAAAGGUGUUUCAGUUGAGAACAUUUCUGCUCAGCUUUCACCAUGGGCAUCUGCACUGUUUGAAUUUUUGCCACCAUUCAUUAGGAAACAGCUGCUUCUCCACCCAGAAUCUGAUAACUCUGCACAGCUUUCUCAGAUUGAGACAGAGAAGCUUCUCGCUCAGCUGGUGGAGACGGAAAUUAACAAGCGUUUGCCAUAUUUGCAGAAGGAAGGCACGUACAAAGGAAAGAAGUUCAAUGCCAUCUGCCACUUCUUUGGUUAUCAAGCCCGGGGAUCCUUACCGUCGAAGUUUGAUUGUGACUAUGCCUAUGUUCUUGGACAUGUCUGUUACCACAUACUGGUUGCUGGUUUGAAUGGUUACAUGGCGACAAUAACAAAUCUUAGAAGUCCUGUGAAUAAGUGGCGAUGUGGUGCUGCUCCCAUUACGGCAAUGAUGACUGUAAAGCGAUGGUCUCGUGGACCUGCAUCCAGUCAAAUUGGAAAACCGGCUGUCCAUCCUGCUACAGUUGACUUAAAAGGGAAAGCAUACGAGUUGUUGAGGCAGAGUGCUUCAAGCUUUUUGAUGGACGACAUAUACAGAAACCCCGGACCUCUACAAUUUGAAGGGCCAGGUGGCGAUGCUAAAUCCAUCUCCUUGAGUGUUGAAGAUCAAGAUUACAUGGGCCGGAUUAAGUUAUUACAGGAGUAUCUGGACAAGGUGAAAGGCAUUGUGAAGCCCGGAUGUUCUCAGGAUGUUCUCAAAGCAGCACUAAGUGCUAUGGCUUCUGUAACAGAUCUGCUCACUAUAAUGUCUUCUCCUUCUUUCGGUGGCCGGGCCCCUAUCUGAGAUCUGCAGUGGGCUUCCUCAUAAGGCAACACUGCACUCUCUCCUACUUGCCUCCAUUUUCUUUCGUCUUUUUCCCUGUUUUCUGACCAGUGGUAGGAAAGUUGAAACUUUGAUUUUGGCUUCUAUUUAUUUUUGUUUACAUUUGCGGAUUGAUAGUUUUCAAUUUUGGUGGUGUCAAGUUGUUCGAUUAAUAAUUUGAUUGAUGUGGUUGGAAGCAAAUAAGAGUUGAAAGUCCCUUUGAUUUCUCUGCUUCCUUGCUGGUGCCCUAAUCCAGAUAAUUAUGCUACAUUUCUGUUUCGCUUCAGAGAGAUGUCUGAGAUGUGAAAGAUGUACUUACAGAGAUUUUUCGCAUUUGUUUAUUAAUGCAUUUAAAAGGCUGAAGAAUUUUUAUUGUUUAGUUAA